Messenger RNA from Durusdinium trenchii, 570 nucleotides. NCBI's taxonomy places the organism in Eukaryota, Dinophyceae, Suessiales, Symbiodiniaceae. The record is from the annotation of a GenBank genome assembly.
AUGAUCGGCGGCGGAGGCAAUCCAGUUCUGCAGAUGGUUCCUUUGGGAAUUGUUUUGCUGCUGCAGAACUAUGACAUUGAAAAGUUGGGAUAUCUUGUCCACUUGCGGGUCCUUUACGGUGUUGUGCAGUUCUGUUGCCUGGGUCUUUUGAUUUAUGUGCGCUUGAAGAUCAAUGACAUGCAAGACGAUGGGGCGAAAGUGCAGGUUCCAGCAACAAUUCAGAUGGGUGUUGAAGUGAAGCCUGCAAUGGAGAUGACAACCAAAGAAUAUGACAACUCCAAAUGGUUCGAGCAGAUGCAGCAGUGUGUCAUUGGAUGCCUUGUGCUCACAUAUAUCCACGUGCACUGGGGUCCGACCACCCCAUUGGCUUUUCAAACAGUGACAGCGCCCAUCCAGCUCCUUGAGGCCCCAUUGGUCAAAAUACAUGCUCUUGGCAAACCUGCUUACGGAUCGCUGAAGAGGCCGUUUCCACCUCCAAGUCUUUUUGGACUUCCCCAACUUCCCCAAGCAGAGCCAGUCUCGAAGGAGAAGGAGAAGAGCAAGAAGGACAAAUCCAAGAAGAGCAAAUGA